This is a messenger RNA of Hemiscyllium ocellatum (epaulette shark), 801 nucleotides long. RefSeq names its product EEF1A lysine methyltransferase 3-like. The record is from RefSeq and is a predicted model, not a curated record. Gene Ontology annotation, cellular component: cytoplasm; cytosol. The transcript is spliced from 5 exons. The annotation marks the transcript as partial. Gene Ontology annotation, biological process: peptidyl-lysine methylation. Lineage: Eukaryota; Metazoa; Chordata; Chondrichthyes; Orectolobiformes; Hemiscylliidae. Gene Ontology annotation, molecular function: protein-lysine N-methyltransferase activity.
AUGGAAAGACAGGCUCACUCAAGUCAAGCUCCCACUGAUCCAAGUCAGAGCCAUGCUUCAGGCCAGAAUCUCCCAAACGAUGAGAAAACAGCCACCAGCAACCGGGAAAGUUUCAAGGAGAGGUUCAAGAAGAUGGUGAAACUCCAGUGCCAGGAAAAUACUGGCCGCACUUCCCAAACAAUUGAAUGGCUCUUUCCGCAGCCUUUCAUCUCUGAGAAGCAGUUCCAAUUCUGUGGACACAUCUUGAACAUCGCUCGAUUUUUUGGUGGCGAUUUGGGAUUCUCCGCCUCUAUCUGGGAUGCUGCUCUGGUGCUUUGUCGGUAUUUUGAACAAGAGAAGAUAAGUUUUACUGGGAAGAAGGUGCUUGAACUAGGGGCUGGAACUGGAAUUGUGGGGAUUCUAGCUGUUCUGUUGGGUGGAGACGUUACUAUCACAGACAAAGAGAAUGUAUUGAGCCAGAUAGAACAUAACGUCUCUGCUAACAUCCCUGCUGAAUGUAGGCAUCGUUCAAAGGUUUGUGCUCUUUCCUGGGGUAAGGACCAUAUCAACUUUCCAACCGACUAUGAUUUCAUCCUGGGUGCAGAUAUUGUGUACACCUCCCUCGUCUACCCCUUGCUGUUAAAGACUCUGCUGCAUCUGUGCUAUGAAUCGACCAUCAUUUACCUCUCUACCAAGUUGCGCAGAGGGAACCACUCUAUCUCUUUCCAUGAGGAACUUUUGCCUAAGUAUUUCAACUGUGAACUUGUCCACAGAGUCGAGGACAAAAAUAUCAAUGUGUACAAGCUUAGGUAUCAGGGCCCA